This is a messenger RNA of Sphenostylis stenocarpa, 234 nucleotides long. NCBI's taxonomy places the organism in Eukaryota, Viridiplantae, Streptophyta, Magnoliopsida, Fabales, Fabaceae. The record is from the annotation of a GenBank genome assembly.
AUGGAUGAAGAGUUUCUCGAGCAAGGGAAGAAGCGAGUCCGGAACCCUUUUGUCCCCAUUGGUGCCCUCGUUACUGCUGGUGUGCUAACAGCUGGGUUAAUCAGUUUUAGACAAGGUAAUUCUCAGUUAGGUCAGAAGUUAAUGAGGGCUCGUGUUGUUGUCCAAGGUGCCACUGUAGCGCUCAUGGUUGGAACUGCCUUUUAUUAUGGGGAAAAUCCAUGGCGAACGAGUUAA